Molecule: messenger RNA, 6507 nt
Organism: Closterium sp. NIES-65
Lineage: Eukaryota; Viridiplantae; Streptophyta; Zygnematophyceae; Desmidiales; Closteriaceae
Source: the annotation of a GenBank genome assembly
AUUUGCCUGUGGUGCUGGCACCACAUCAUGGAGAUGGCGAAUAAGGACCAUCUAGAACCUCGCUGUCCAGCCUGCCGUUCUCCCUACAGCAAAGACAAGAUCGCAUCCAACGGUCCCGAUCUUGACGAUUUUACCGAGUCGGAGAAGCGAUCCAAGUCGAAGUCUCGUCCGAAGAGCGCGUAUGCGACGGCAGAAGGCCGGCGACAUCUGAGCAACGUGCGCGUGGUGCAGAAGAAUCUUGUCUACGUCGUCGGUAUCCCGCUCUCCGUUGCGGACGAAGAGACUCUGGAGCGGCGCGACUACUUUGGUCAGUACGGCAAGGUCGUCAAAGUGGCCGUGUCUCGCUCCAAUUCCUCCUUCGGCGGCUCCGUCCACCCCCCCUCCGCCAACGUGUACGUGACGUAUCUGAGGGAGGAGGACGCCCUCCGGUGCAUCCAGGCCGUUGAUGGAUGCCUUUUCGAGAAUCGAAUCCUCAGAGCAUGCUUUGGCACAACUAAGUAUUGCAACGCGUGGCUGAAGAAUCUGAUAUGCAACAACCCGGAUUGCUUGUAUCUUCACGAGUUUGGCACGCAAGAAGACAGCUACACCAAGGAGGAGAUGGUGCAGCGGCAUGGGGUCAGCAAGCACCCAGCUCCGUACUUCGACCCGUCGCAUUCUGUAAACCGCCGUGCAGCCAAUGGUCUGCCACCCUCGCUCGACACGCACAUGGAGAAGAGCUCAGCUGUGCCGGCAGCGAGCCAUCCAGCAACGACAGCUAAGGUGUUCACGCUGGGCCCGUCAACAGCACCCAAGACUGGAGGCUUGCUGCCUGCAGCCGCCUCGUGGGGCUCGAAGGCGUCACUAGCGGGAAAAGUCGUUCUAUCCGCGUCCAAACCUGCUUCAUCCAGUACAGUCUCCUCAGCAAUAUCAGUCCCUGCAGCGAAACCCACCUCUGGAUCCACACACACAGCAUCUUCCUCGUGGUCCUCAUCCAACGGCCCACAAUUGUUCAAACCUUCCGCAGCAGUGCUUAGUGGCAGGGUGAUACAGGCCAGUGCGCAUUCCCCGCCAGUAAUCUCGCAUGUGAACGCUGCGCAAGCCGUGUCUGGGGCGGGGACAGGGUUCGGAUCGCUGCAGGACAAGCAGAUGCAUGGCAAGUCACCGCCUAGCAUUCUCUCGCAAUCGUCGACUGUGCGACCUGCAGCGUCCACCACCGUGGGUUUCCAGCCGUCUGGUCUGUCUAGUUCCGCCGCCUCUGUCGCUAGAACAGCAGCCACAGCCGCGCUUGCGUCAGGGCCAGGGAAACCGACAGCAGCAGGAGUAACGCAGCAGAAGGUAGCAGCUACUGCCGCCGCUCCUGGUUCGGCUGCUUCAUUAGGCUCGGCAGCUGCUGGUUCGGUUGCAGGGGGGUCUGCUCGGUCUAAGGGUCAGUCGCCGUCGAAGCAGAGGUCUCGGUUGGUGGUUCUGGGGCAGACGGCGCAGGCUAAGGCUUCGUCUCUGGGCAGGGAGUCGCCCACUCCCGCGCAGCUCGCGUCGUCAGGUGCCGCAUCAAGUGGUUCUUCAGGUGGAUCAGCAGGUGAGCAUGACUACGCGGCUGCUUUGGCAGGUCGGGCUGCUGCAGGAGGGGCAGCGGCCACGGGCAGUAGCGGAUCAAAGAAGGGAUUGAACGGGACGCAUGCGCAUAAAGGGUCACGAUCUGAGGACAUGGAAGGAGUGGAGAGCGGUGAUGCCAGCACAAGCACCGGUAGUGCUGUUAGUAGCAGUAAGAAAGGCGGAAAGGACAGUAGCGUUGAGAAAAGUGGCAAGGAUGGGAAGAGUAGGAAGGGUGCGAAGGAAGAAGCUGGUAGAAGUGGUGAGGCUGUCAAAAAUGACGAGUCGAAGAAGCGGGCUUCGAUGGAGGAGUGCGGGGAAGGUCGGGAAGGAGAGAAAGAGAACACGGGAACGCAGAGAACAGGAGGCAAGCCUCACGCGCAGAAGGAAGAGGGUGCAGAGAAUGCGGCAGGGAAGGGCGGGGGCGGGGGCGGGAAGAAAGGGAAGAAGAAGAAGGGCGAGAGCGGCGUAGUGAGGGUGAUGGUGGAAGCGGAUGACUCGCGCAGCUGGGAGGAGCUGCAUGGGGUAGAGGACGAGGAGGAGAAGCGACCGCGGGAGACGGGUGAGGCGCGCGCGGAAGGGAAAGAGGGUGCGCAGGCAAGUGCGAAGAGUGAAUUGCAGGCCAGAGUACUGGCGUUUGAUCCUAUGCGGCUGGAUGCGCAGAAGGGGAAAGGGAAAGACGGUGAUGCUGGGGUAGGAGAGAAGGGGUCAGAUGGGGGAAAGGACGGCGGUGGGGUGGAUAAGGCGAAGGGGCGGGGUGACGCGGAUAAGGGCGCCUGUAAGGUGAGUGGGCAGGCAGAGAAAGGGAAGGGGAAAGGGUCAGGCACAGAGGAAGGGGACAAGGGGAGGGCGAGAGUGGGUGGGUCUAAUGAAGGAGAGAAGAUAUCAGAAAAGGUCAAAGGUAAAGGGCAGUCAGAAGCAGACAAGAAGAAGCCAAAAGGGGCGGCAGCAAAGGAAUCUGAGAAGGAUAAGCAGAAGGGGAGGGCGGAGAGGGUGGAGAAGGGUGAAGGUGCCUUGUCCAAACGCGCAAAGGCUGAGAGUAAAAACAAAGAGGAGGUAGCAAAGUGUGCCACAUCAAGUCAGGAGCGAGAAGCUGAUGUAAUAUCCACAGGUAUGGAAGAAGAUAAGCAGGAAGAGAGUCAGGAGUCAGGGAGUGAGUCGUCUAAGAUGGAUAUAGAUAUGGAGCCAGAAACGGCAGCAGGGACGGGCAAGGGCAAAGUGUUGAAGGAGGAGAAAAAGAUGGAGGAGAGAAAGACAGAGGAGAGAAGGACAAAGGAGGAGAAAAGGUCAGCGGAGGAGAGGAGGACAGAGGAGAGUCUUCCAGACGAGGAUGAGCUCUCGGUACUGAUUGCUGGAGAUGUGGUGGCUUCAGCAUCGGCAAUCCAGCUGCCAGAGGCUAGCGAUGGGGCAGACAGUGCUGCUGAACGGGAGUCCGAUCAAGGUAAACUCGCUUUUGUGGCUGAUGCUGCUGAUAGUGCAGGUGGCAUGGGGGGACAGGCGGGGAAGGCUAUGGGUGCGCCGAAGGGUAUGAACGGAAGCAUACUUCCUGUGCAGAGAAAAGCUUUGGUAGAGGCUGCAGCGCCUGCGGGAGGCGAGGGGCGUAGGGACGGGCAGCGAAACGAGUCGAAUGUAAUUGCGGAUAUUCUUGGCAUGGAUGCAGACACGUGGGGCACAGGCGCCUUUGGGUCCUCCGCACCUGCCAUCCCCUCGUCGCUCUCGCGGCGAUCCCGGUUCCGUUUUGCUCAGGAAGAGGCUGGGGCAGGUACAUCUGGGGAGGGUGCAGCUGCCAGUGCAGGUGGUGCCAGCGGCCAGGUGGUUGGGCUUGAAGGGGUUGGGCUUCAGAUGGGGGGGCUUCAUGAGUCGUUUUUUGGCUCUCUUGGCUUUGGCUUGGGGGUCAGCGGCAGUGGCUUAGACAACAGUGGUGUGAGCAGCGGGAGAGCUGCCGAUGCUGGCAUUGGUGUGGGUGAUGCGGGGCGUGGCAUCAGUCGUGGGAAGAAUGGUGUUGGUGAGAAGGACGGCCAUGAUACACAGCAGCAACAGCCACAGCAGCAGCAGCAGCAGUUGUGGAAGCCAGAAGCUACUGUGGGUUCAGUCCAGUUGUCCCCCUCCAUAGCACCACAGGAGAGAGCUGCAGCGCCCCUAAACCCAUCCCAACCAUCCGAAACCCCUGCAUCUGACGCGCCCCAAGACUUGCGGCCCCCCACCCUGACUACCUCUAGGAGCGGCAGCUUCAGAGCAGGCGGUCCGGGGGUAUCAGCAUUGGCGCCUCCACCAGGCUUUGCCAAGAGGCCUGACUCCGUGCCUCCUGGCUUUGGCCGCACGUCCCCAGCACUCCCAGGUGGUGCGCCCGUCUUCCUCCCUCACCUCCCUUUUCUUUUUUGUCUUUCUACUGUCAGGCUCGUCUGUCUUUCGCUACCUAUUCCGCAUCCCCCUUUCCCUGCUGGUCGCAGAAAGCGCCCGACGGGUGUCAUGCUGCUCUGGUUGAACUGGUCUGUUCCGUGUCCUCUUCCCCUCCUUGGAACCGCGCCCAACUCACAGGCGCCAUGCAGCCGCCACCUGGCUUUGGACCUCUCCCCGCCAAGACCCCUCCCUUGCUGGCCUCAAUUGGGGCACCGUCAGCACAACCAGGAGCUGGCCUGGAGUCAACCGUGGAAAGUGCUGCAGCAGCGUGCUACUCUUUGCUCCUUCAACCUCUGCUGCUCCUGCUGUCCCUGCACCUCCUCUCGCUGCAUUGCAAUAUGCAGCAUUUUACUUUGGUCCAUGCUCGCCCUCACGUGUUUCUUCAUGUGUGUGGCUUUUGCAUCCGUCCCCCCCUCUCCCACCUGCCUCUUUUCCCCUAACAACCUCUUUCCGCCACCAGCAACAGGGCGAGCAUCUCCAGCAGUGAACUCACAACACCUGACACCCAGCGAUACCAACCGGAACGCCUCUUCUCUCCCACCGCCUCUCGCAACCCUCGCAUCAAACCAAUCCCCAGACCUGUCAAGCAAACCGCCCUUUCCGGACCCUUCAAGAAGCACCCACUCCCCAGACCCAUUAAGGGCCAGGGGCUCCACUCCCAAUUCCAAUGCGGGGGAUGAAGCAGCACGCGGGGAGGCUGGGUAUAGUGACAUAGGGCCGAUGGCAGAGCUGCUGAUGAGAAUAGGCGUCACUGUGAAACCAGCUGCACCUGCCGGCGCGAGCUCUAGCCUAGCUUCGGAAUCAGGUAAAACAGGGCUUGAUGGAGGUCCUAGUGUUGUCGGAGUAGGGUUUGGUGCCAGGACUGAUUUGCCGCCGAUUAGGGAGAGAGGGGUGGUAGAAUUGGCAGGGGAGGCAGAGGAAAAGGAGCGUGGUCUGGCUGAGGUACAGAGUGGGCUUUCCUCUCUGUUUCCUGGUUUGGCCGGCCCGUCUGAAUCAGCGGCUGCAGUGGCCACAGGGGCGGCAGAAGCAGAGCUCUCGAGCUCACUUGAUUUGGAGUUUGUGGAUCCGGCAAUCAUGGCCGUGGGAAGGGAUGCUCUUCUGCGCGAUUCUGGCUCGGCUGGACUAGGUGGAGCGCCUCGUUCCGAGGCUGCUUCGCAGGACGGGAACGUUCUCAGCUCGCUGUUUAUGGGAGCGGCUGCUGGGCUGUCUCGGCCGGUGGAGGGGGGUGGGCUAGGCAUGAGUAGCGGUGUUGGGAACAGUGCUGGAAUCAGCAGCAUUGGUAGGAGUCCUGCUCCUACUAUGGACAAUGCCGAUGCGUCGUCUCACUUGUCACAGCAGCCGCAGCACCAGCAGUAUCAUCCACAGCAGCAAUUUCAGCAGCAGCAGCAGCAGCAGCAGCAGCAGCAGCAGCAGCAGCUGGAUUUGGGGCCAGGGUCUAUUCAGCAACCGUUUUCUGGGGGUGCCCCUCUCUCCUUCUCCUCUCUUGCAUCCCACUCGUCCUCCUCGGUCAAUCCCCUCUCCAAUGCAGACCCAUCAGCCGGACUGAGAGGCCAGUUGGUAGAGGGGGGCUUUAUGAACGUCCCAGGACCAUCCACACAGCUGCGCCUUUACCCUGGUUUGUCUGCCUUCGACCAUCCUCUCUCCCAUCCGUCCCAUCCUCCACACGCCUCCCUCGCAAACCCACCCCCUUCCGACCACUUCCGUCAGGAAUCUGACUCGCUGCGGGCCUUCCUGUCUGCGGCACCCAAUGCCCCAUUCCGUGCCGCGCCUUCUGACACCUUCACAGCCCCAUUCCAGUCCGUAUCCCAUGCUGCGUACCCCUCCGCUACAAGGAGUCUGCAGUUUGGAGCCUCGGGAACCCCAGGCAACACAUUAGGGUUCGGGUUAGGGUUAGAUGCAGCAGCUGGGGCACACGUGUCCACCAACCCGGCCUCCUUGGCGAACCAGCCUCAGGAGCCCCUCCCUCCAUCCGCUGCUGCUUCUGCUUCUGGCUCUGACUUUGCACGCAUGGGUGGUGGGUCGGGCUUGGGUUUCUCAGCAGCACAGUCAGGAGGGGGUUCAGGGUGGUCUGGUGCGGUCCCAUCAGGUCGGGUGGGGGGGGGUAUAGGGUUGGAGCUGGGAGGAAUGGGAGGAGCAGGAAGUGGACUGGGAGGAGGAAGCGGAAUGGGAGGUGGCGCAGGGGGAAAGGGAGUGGGUUUACAGCCUCUCGGGGGGCUGUCUGGUUUGUCUGGUCUGUCUGGUCUGUCCAGCCCAUCAGGGCUUUCGUCUGGCCUGUCUCGCAUGAUAGCUACCGUGCCGAAUGCGAAUGGGCAGGGCUCACAUGUGCCCUUCACAGGCCUGCCUCCUGGGCUUGGCAGCACGCGGGCCGGAUUAGGGUUUCUGUCUGGUGCAAGUGGUGCAUGGAGCGGUGGAGAACGGUUACCAGGUGCUGGUUUGGCUGGUUUUGGGCUGAGAGAGCAGCAGAUGCAGAGGAUGGUGGGUGGUGGCGGGUUUAGGGAGAUUGGUCAAGGGGAUGGUGCUCAGAUGUUGUCGGCAUAA